AUGGAAGAAGUUAAAUUACAGAAGGUUUCCCAUGAUGGAGAAGCCGUGAAGGCGAUUAAAGAUUGCUUUAGUGGGACUGUUGGUGGAAUUGCGCAAGUAUUAGUUGGACAGAGACUUCAAACGCAGCCAACACCAAAACCUGGACAACCACCAUUAUAUUCCAGUAUGUUAGAUUGCGUACGAAAAACUAGCAUAGAAGGCCUUCAAGUCCAAAUUACACCUACGCAAUCAUCUGCUUCAACUCAAGCUCAAUUAUAUUCCGGACCAAUUGACUGUAUCAAAAAAAUUUAUUCUUCAUAUGGAAUUCGUGGAAUUUAUAAGGGACAAGUAAUUUCUAUGGUGCGUGAAUUCCAAGGAUUUGGUGGAUACUUUUUUGUAUACGAAUACUUGUUGCAAAAUGCAAUGAAAAAAGAAAACAAAAAUAGAGAUCAAAUUGCUAGUUGGAAACUUUUACUAUAUGGUGCUACUGCAGGAUAUGGAAUGUGGAUACCUGUUUAUCCAAUAGAUUCUGUAAAAAGUAAAAUACAAACGGAUGGCUUUACACCUGAAACAAGACAAUAUAAAGGUUCCAUAGAUUGUUUCGUGAAAGUUUAUAGAAAAGAAGGUGUAAGAGGGUUUUUUAAAGGAUUUGGAACAUGUAUGUUACGUGCUGCACCUGUUAAUGCAUCUACUUUCUUGGCCUAUGAAUUUGCUAUGAGAUCUAUUGAAAAAUUUUAA
This is a messenger RNA of Racocetra fulgida, 717 nucleotides long. The record is from the annotation of a GenBank genome assembly. NCBI's taxonomy places the organism in Eukaryota, Fungi, Glomeromycota, Glomeromycetes, Diversisporales, Gigasporaceae.